Molecule: messenger RNA, 886 nt
Organism: Effrenium voratum
Lineage: Eukaryota; Dinophyceae; Suessiales; Symbiodiniaceae
Source: the annotation of a GenBank genome assembly
AUGGGCGGGCGCUACUUCUGGGAUCACGUGACUGCCAGGUCGAGCUGGCACCCGCCGCCGCCGCAGCUGGGGUUCUGGGAGCGGCUGCUGGACUUCAGGACGGGCCGGCCCUACUUUGUGCACCGGCCCACGCAGCUGACGCGCUGGGAGCUGCCCCUACCCCGGGUGGAGGCGCCCGUGGUACCAGUGCCGCCGCCGCAAAUGACGCCGCCUGUGGCGCCGCACGUGGCGCCUACGGCGCCCGCCUCGCCCGGCGGCCCGAAACCGUCUGCCGUGGCAAUUCCGACGCCGGCCACGCCGCCCAAAGCGGCGGCGAAGAUUGCGCCCAGCCGGCGACCUGAAGGUGCCAUCCAGGCAAAGCAGAGGCUGGAGGAGAUCAAAGCGCGACGAAGGGGCCCCUCACGUUCGAUUCCCGACGAUGUCACUGCUUUGGAUUCCAUGAUCGACGGUGACACAGCAGUGGACGCCAUGAUUGACGACAAGACCGCGCUGGAUGCCAUGAUUCAGGCGGCUGCAGACUACAGCAUGGAGGUCCUGCCUGAAGAGCCGCCCCCUCCGGAGUUGGAGGAUCCGUAUCCCGAUCCGCAGGAGUUCCAGGAUGUCUUUGAUGGGGACUUUGAAGGUGAGUUUGAUCCGGGCGAGCAGGAGGGCUUCGGCGUGGAGGAGCUCAGGCUCUUGGACGAGUACCAAGAGCUGCCAGAGAUGGAGGCGGAGUUGCAGGCCUUGGAGGCGGAGAGGUGUGCGGACUUUCUGAAUGCGCCCUUCGCGGAGAGGUCGGACGAGGGUGAGCCAAAAUGGGAGGAGCCGGAGGCCUUCGAGCACCAGAGCUGCGCCGACUUCUUGAAUCGCUAUGGGCACGAGAGGCCAGCCGGAGCAUCGGUCCGAG